This is a messenger RNA of Fibroporia radiculosa, 1767 nucleotides long. RefSeq lists its product as uncharacterized. The transcript has 7 exons. Lineage: Eukaryota; Fungi; Basidiomycota; Agaricomycetes; Polyporales; Fibroporiaceae. Gene Ontology annotation, cellular component: translation release factor complex. Gene Ontology annotation, biological process: nuclear-transcribed mRNA catabolic process, deadenylation-dependent decay; translational termination; translation. The coding region runs from base 1 to 1767 and encodes 588 amino acids. Gene Ontology annotation, molecular function: GTP binding; GTPase activity; translation release factor activity. The record is from RefSeq and is a predicted model, not a curated record.
AUGAGCAAACUCAACGCAAAUGCUUUCUCUUUCGUCCCCGGUCAGACCUUCCGUGUGCCUCAGCAGAACACUCAGCCUCCCCCUCCUCCCAUAGAGCGACCUCCUCAGACUGAAGCACCUGCGCCUCCUCCUACCAUAUCUCUGAACAUUGGCGGCUCCAAGCCGGCCACCCCUCCCGCACAGAAAGAACCUCCCGCAGAUGCUUCGCCCUCCAAGCAGCCAGAACCACACAAGCCCAUCUCCGCUGCCGCCGCCCAUCCUGCAGCCAAGCCAGCCUCACGAGUCGAAUCGCCGGCACCGGCAGCCGCGCCAUCGUCAAAGACGUUCUCCUUAGAAAAAGCAAAGACUGACACCGCCGCGAUCGCACAAGAGGUGCAGGCCGCUGCAGAUGAGCAAACCUUGAGAGAUUUGUUCGGCAACGUGAAAGAACAUUUAAACAUCGUCUUUAUCGGCCAUGUCGAUGCCGGCAAGAGCACGAUGGGCGGGAACCUCCUCUACAUCACCGGGAUGGUCGACAAACGGACCAUGGAAAAAUACGAGCGUGAAGCUAAGGAAGCCGGUCGUGAUUCUUGGUAUCUCAGCUGGGCUCUAGAUUCGACACCUCAAGAGCGAGCCAAAGGAAAGACCGUGGAGGUCGGUCGUGCCUACUUUGAGACCGCUUCAAGACGAUACACAAUUCUAGAUGCUCCCGGACAUAAAACUUUCGUGCCGUCCAUGAUAUCUGGUGCUGCGCAAGCCGACGUCGCUAUCUUGGUCAUCUCCGCUCGCAAGGGUGAGUUCGAGACCGGGUUCGAAAAAGGUGGGCAGACGCGUGAACACAUCAUGUUGGUCAAAACCGCCGGCGUAACAAAGGUCAUAUGUGUCAUAAACAAGAUGGACGAGGCUACAGUAGAGUGGUCGAAAGCCCGCUUCGACGAGAUCAGGGAAAAGCUCACGCCAUUCAUUCGGGCUGCCGGCUUCAGUGUGAAGACUGACGUUAGCUUCAUACCUGUGUCUGCUUACACGGGCGUCAACCUGAAAGACCGUAUACCCAGGAAUGUAUGCACCUGGUAUGAAGGACCAUCGCUUCUCGAACAUCUGGAUACCAUGCCGAUGGUAACUCGUAAGGUCAACGCUCCGCUAAUGAUGCCUAUCUCCGAGAAAUACAAAGACAUGGGCACCGUCGCCGUUGGAAAAUUAGAAUCCGGGCACAUGAGCAAGGGAGAUACUCUCAUGCUAAUGCCGAACAAGGACGUGGUUGAAGUUGCUGCGAUCUACAAUGAAAUGGAAGACGAGGUACAGAAUGCCGUCUGCGGCGACAACGUGCGCAUCCGACUGCGGGGCGUUGAGGACGACGACAUUUCCCCCGGCUUCGUGCUCACGAGUCCAAACAAGCCGGUUCAUGCAGUGCGCCAGUUCGAGGCGCAGUUGGCGAUUCUCGAUCACAAGAAUAUCAUCUGCGCCGGAUACUCGGCAGUCAUGCAUAUACAUACUCUGGCGGAAGAGGUCACACUCCCGGCCCUUUUACACUACUUCGACAAGGCUACUGGUCGCAAGUCACGAAAGCCACCGCAGUUUGCCAAGAGAGGACAGAAAAUUGUAGCACUCGUCGAGACACAGCAAGCUGUUUGUGUCGAACGGUUCGUCGACUAUCCUCAACUGGGGCGGUUUACUCUGCGAGACGAGGGGAAGACAAUAGCCAUCGGCAAGAUCACGAGAUUAGUGGAAGGAAUACCAGAAGAAGUCGUCGAUGGUGUGGGCAACCUAUCUGUCGGAGGAAAUGCCUAG